AUGGUACAACUGCAGGAUUAUACAGGACGAAUUCAUACCAGUGCACAGCGCAAACUGCAGUAUGGGCAUUUGGCGAACUUUCUUGGUGACAAGGCAUCAAAAAAACUGACAGAAGAAAGCAAAGUGAUAACUGUGGAUGGCAACAUAUGUUCUGGGAAGGGCAGGGUUGCAAAAACAAUAGCAGAGCGUCUAGGCCUGAAGCACUUUCCUGAAGCAGGGAUCCAUUACGCAGCCAGCGUCACAGGAGACGGAAAACCCCUGGAUGAGGAGCUCACUGGCAGCUGUAGUUUGGAGAAGUUUUACGAUAACCCACAAAGCAAUGAUGGCAACAGCUACCGCCUGCAGUCCUGGCUGUACACCAAUCGCCUCCUGCAGUACGCAGAUGCCCUGGAGCACCUACUGAGCACAGGACAAGGUGUAGUCUUGGAGCGUUCCAUCUACAGUGACUUUGUCUUCCUGGAGGCGAUGUACAAACAGGGCUACAUCCGGAAGCAGUGUGUGGACCACUACAAUGAGGUGAAGAAACUCACCAUCUCCGAGUACUUGCCUCCCCACGUGGUGGUCUACAUCGACAUGCCUGUGCCGGAGAUCCAGCAGCGGAUCCAGAAGAAGGGUGACCGACACGAAAUGAAGGUCACCUCUGCCUAUCUCCAGGACAUUGAGGACGCCUACAAGAGGACCUUCCUCCCUGAGAUGAGUGAGAAAUGUGAGGUUUUGGUGUACAGUGCAAAGGAAAGUGAAGAUGUAGACAAGGUGGUGGAGGACAUUGAGUACCUCAGUUUGGACAAAGGACCUUGGCUGAAGCAGGAGGACCCCAGCCUCCAUAACCUGCGGAUGCGGGUUCAGGAUAAGUGGCAAGUGCUGAAUUACACAAGUAUCCCUGUCUAUCUCUCAGAAAUCACAAUUGGAGCUCACCAGAGUGACCGGCUCUACCGCAAAUUCAGAGAGCUGCCAGGUCGCAUGUAUGCCCCUGGGUACAAUGCCGACGUGGGUGACAAGUGGAUCUGGCUGAAGUGAGUGGCGCCCUCCACGCAAGCUGUGUCACGGCGAUGAAGACUGCCGGGUCUGUGGAUGCCACAGGACUUUACAGCCAUGGGAGCGUAGAUCAGAAAUCACAGUGGAAGAAAUGGCCUAGCAAAAUGGACUUCCCCUAGUAAAUAAAAUGGCAGGAAAUGACUGCCGUUUAAAAGGUU
Messenger RNA from Fukomys damarensis (Damara mole-rat), 1193 nucleotides. Its product is annotated as NADH dehydrogenase [ubiquinone] 1 alpha subcomplex subunit 10, mitochondrial. The transcript has 10 exons. Gene Ontology annotation, cellular component: cytoplasm. Lineage: Eukaryota; Metazoa; Chordata; Mammalia; Rodentia; Bathyergidae. The coding region runs from base 1 to 1017 and encodes 338 amino acids. The record is from RefSeq and is a predicted model, not a curated record. Gene Ontology annotation, biological process: mitochondrial electron transport, NADH to ubiquinone.